UGGAGAAGAAGAAGCUCCAUCUCACCGCAGGCAGCAGCAGUAAACAGGGACGGCAUGUAAACUUUACUGUGUUUUAGAGAAUGGAGAUUUUCGGGAGCACCUUUGAUGAUUCGGUAUUUGAGGAAUCACGAAACAGGGAUUUAUCCACAGAUCUUCCGGUAUAUACCCCAAAAACCUGCGAGCCAGAGUGGUUUUGUCACCAUGAAAAAUUCGAAGACGAGCUAGACGAACAGAAAACCAUGAAGUUCCGGGCGGAUCUGAAAUACAGGCAAAAACAAUAUCAGGAAGCUAUAAAGGACUACACAGCAUGCCUUCCUCUGGUCCCUAAUAACAAUCUGUCUAUGAAAAGAGACGUGUUGGAGGGAAUAGCACGGUGCUACAGUCAUCUGGGAAAGAGCAGACAGGCCCUAGAGAUCUGUGAGAAACUGAGAAAUGAGGCGACCAACACGUGCCACCUGACCUGCGUCCUACAGCUGGAACAGAGCAUCCACGAGAGCUGCGGAGACAUGAAGAGCAGCAUCUCUUGUCUGAAACAGCUUUGCUCUAUUCAUCCGUUUAACCCUUGGCACUGGAUGAACCUGGCCGUGAGCUACCAAAGCCUGCUGGAGGCAUCCACCUCUCUUGAGGAGUUUAAAGAAACGUCACAGACGCCACAGGCCUUCAUUCAGCAGCAGGAGGAGGAGACAGAUGUGCAGCUGAAGGCCUGCAUGUGCUUUAUUAGGACAAGGCUGCUGAUCGAAAUCCUGAAGAUUCAGCAGUUCUCAUUUGUCCUGGAAAGGAGCAAGAAAACCCUUCAGGCCGUUGAAGCGUCUCUGCAGACGAUGCAGCUCAAACAGGAAACACUUCGACUCAUUUCUGAGGUGAUGGCUGAAGAUCUGAACCCUGAGAAGAUGCGUGAAGAGAAGCAAGAUGGUGAGGGUUUAUUAGGUCUGACCAUUAAGGACUUUGAGAAAAGGUGGUGGAACAAGCUACACGCCUGCCUGCUGAGGAAAGAGAACAGAGUUUUAUCGAGUGAUAAGGAAACGGAGACGGGGUGAACAGGAACACCAAGGAUUUUACUGUAAAAACGGAUUUUAAUGUACAUGAACAGCGUUUUAGUUUUUAAUGUUUUGGGAUUUUACAAAUAAAGAUUUUAAAAUGUU
Messenger RNA from Hemibagrus wyckioides, 1142 nucleotides. RefSeq lists its product as uncharacterized. The record is from RefSeq and is a predicted model, not a curated record. The coding region runs from base 81 to 1037 and encodes 318 amino acids. Gene Ontology annotation, molecular function: protein binding. Lineage: Eukaryota; Metazoa; Chordata; Actinopteri; Siluriformes; Bagridae. The transcript is spliced from 6 exons.